Molecule: messenger RNA, 933 nt
Organism: Stegodyphus dumicola
Lineage: Eukaryota; Metazoa; Arthropoda; Arachnida; Araneae; Eresidae
Gene: gdl
Product: gonadal protein gdl
Source: RefSeq, a predicted model, not a curated record
UUUGGACAAGCGCGUUCGUCAGCUACGUUUCGAGCGUACUCGUGUGGACGGACCUUUACGCUAUUUCGGAUUGUUAGCCUAAGGAAAAGGAACUCAAACAGUGUACUUAACAGUAUUUUCUAAGGAGCUGCAGUGUAGUCUGCUGUUUACAUUUUUAGAACUUAUUAAUGCGAUAGCCUUAUUAAGAAAACCAUGGAAAAUUCAGUGAUUAAAGAAGGAUAUGACGAUGAGCUCUCAAAGAAAGCAUCAUUACAGGAAAGGCAUUACAAAUUGCUUCGAGAUUUACAAGAAAUGUGUAGUGAAUUGCCUUUAAUAUUUCAACAAAAAUUGUCAUAUGAACUUCUAACUGAUUUAGCCAAUUCCUUAUUGGAUAAAACAGUUUUUGAUAUUGUGAAGGGCCUGCGGGAUAUUCAGGUGAUGACUGAAAAAAAUUUUUUAGAAAAAAGAAUGAAACUCAUCAAUUCACAUAAAACACAAAAGGAGCAGGUUUUAAAACGCCACAAAGAAACACUUACAAAUGAACUUCUUGUUCAUCCUCAAAAUGCAACAAUUCUGAGAGCUAAACAAGAAAAAGAGAUGGAGGAUCUUGCAAAAUUUCAAGAAGAUGAAGUUAAUCGUUUGGAUAUGAAAAUUGUUAUGGAAUUGGAUCAAAUUGUCAGUAUCCAACAAGUAACUAUGCAGAAAGUUGGUGUACCAGGAUUUAUUGUUAGCAAUCAGCCUUCAGACAUUAAACUGCAAAUGCAGCUGUUAGAGCUCAUUUCCCUCUUAAGUAUGAAAUAUGAAAAUGAAUGAUAUUUUUGUAAAUAGCUUGAAUUUAUGAAUAUGAAAAUUGUUAAUUUCUGUGAUACAGUUUGAAUGUAGACUUCUGUAAAUAAAUGAACUAUUGUUGUGCAUUUUUGUAUAUAAUUUUUAAAUAAAGUUUUAAUAUAAAAA